Messenger RNA from Mytilinidion resinicola, 570 nucleotides. RefSeq lists its product as uncharacterized. Lineage: Eukaryota; Fungi; Ascomycota; Dothideomycetes; Mytilinidiales; Mytilinidiaceae. The transcript has a single exon. The record is from RefSeq and is a predicted model, not a curated record. Bases 194 to 355 code for a protein of 53 amino acids.
CCAAGCCAUCCAUAGGUGGUGUCUAGCACUGUCUUUACCCUCGAAAGUGGCAAAGCGUUGAAGUGACGGCCAUGAUCCAUCUCCGAGCUGUCUCACGACUUUUACCGCCUCACCGGUCGUCAGUUGCCAUGGUUCACGAAUUCCCCACAACGCGAGGCUGAGACGUGCCACUGUUCUGACUGUGCCACUCCGCAUGGACCCCUCAGGGCUGGUCGCUUACGGCCAUUCCAAGGUUCCAGGUUAUUCAUGGACAGCCAUCCUGACUCCACUAUCCGAUGUGAUUGCCAGGGUCUUCAGGUUGAGGGGAAGCCUGGGAGCCGUGAUGACUUGCUCUGCAGUCAGAAUAUCUGUGUAGCCGUCCACCAUGAGGAGAUGCCUCCGCAUCCGUCCGGAGCAUGAGGGAGCGCUUCCUUCACCGCCGUUGACCUCCCCUACCCACUACGGCCCCGCUUGGACAAAUUAGUGUCGCAAUGAAAAAUCCCAAACAAUAUCAGAUGAGACAAGCUGUUUGAGACAAUCAUGUAUAAACCCAUCUGUAGCCUAUAUUAGAUGAAUCAACCUCCUCCUGAG